Molecule: messenger RNA, 2175 nt
Organism: Oryza sativa Japonica Group (Japanese rice)
Lineage: Eukaryota; Viridiplantae; Streptophyta; Magnoliopsida; Poales; Poaceae
Product: GDSL esterase/lipase At5g03980
Molecular function (GO): hydrolase activity, acting on ester bonds
Source: RefSeq, a predicted model, not a curated record
AUGGCUCUUGUUCCGCUCGUGACAGUGCUCCUGUUCGCCGGCUCAUGCCUCGGAUCAGCGCCGCCGACGACAUCGCCGGCGGCGUCGGCGGCGUCCACGGCGACACGUACGGUAGUAGUCGACGGCAUUACGGCCAUCUACAAACCUCGGCGACUCGCUGUCGGACACCGCAACCUCGCCAGGCAAGGCGCCACCGGCGGGCUGCUCCGGUACACCACGAGGCUUCCCUACGGCGUCACCGUCGGCCGCGCCACCGGCCGGUGCUCCGACGGCUACCUCAUCAUCGACUUCCUCGCUAGAGAUCUUGGCCUCCCUCUGCUCAACCCGUACCUCGACGAGGGCGCGGACUUCGCCCACGGCGUCAACUUCGCCGUCGCCGGCGCCACCGCGCUCAACACGACGGCGCUCGCCGCCAGGCGGAUCACCGUCCCCCACACCAACAGCCCCCUCGACCUCAGAUGGUUCAAGGAAUUCAUGAACUCCACAACUAGUUCUCCUCAAGAGAUCCGUGAAAAGCUGUCGAAGUCACUGGUUAUGCUGGGAGAGAUCGGAGGAAACGACUACAACUACGCCUUCCUCCAGACCUGGCCGAUGGACGGUGGAUACAGCCUCGGCAACGUCACACGCAUGAUCGAAAGCGUUGCCACGGCCGUCGAUCUUGUACCGGAAGUCGUGCAGUCCAUAGCCAGCGCAGCCAAGGAGGUGCUCGACAUGGGCGCGACGCGGGUGGUGAUCCCGGGCAACCUCCCGCUGGGUUGCGUGCCGAGCUACAUGAGCGCGGUGAACGCGACGGACCGGGCGGCGUACGACGCCCGCGGAUGCCUCGUCGCGCUCAACCUCUUCGCGGCGCUGCACAACGCGUGGCUGCGCCGCGCCGUCGGGGAGCUGCGGCGCGCGUACCGGGGCGCCGCGGUGGUCGCGUACGCGGACUACUCCGCCGCGUACGCCGCGACGCUGGACGGGGCAGCGGCGCUCGGCUUCGACGAGCGGCGCGUGUUCAGGGCGUGCUGCGGCAAGGGCGGCGGGGGCGCGUACGGGUUCGACGUGCGCGCGAUGUGCGGCGCGCCGGGGACGGCGGCGUGCGCGGACCCGGGGAGGUACGUGAGCUGGGACGGCGUCCACCUGACGCAGCGCGCGUACGGCGUCAUGGCCGAGCUGCUGUUCCGCCGUGGCCUCGUGCACCCGCCUCCGAUAAAUUUCACGAACAGCGCGCGCGCGUGAGGCGGUGUUGCAUGGCUUGCGCGUUUUUUCUGAUCAAAACUACUCAAGUUUGAGCCGUUUUGAUUUAUAAAUAAAACCAUAUGCGAUUUUGCUAAACGUUUGUCGCGUGAUUUCUCUUCGGAAGAAAAAAUCUCACCCGAGUGAUGCAUAGGCGGUCCCAACCAUAUGUGCCCUGACCUUUCUCUGCUUCCUUCGCGUCGUGCACUGACAACCUCACAGUAUGGUUUUGGUUUGCGGGCUUGCGGCCCAACUCAAUCUGUAAUACAUUGGGCUGUCGUAUUGGGUUUGUUGGACUUCAUAGACUGGAUCGGAGAAAGUUGGGUAAUUGACUUUUUCAUUUUUGCUAUAAAAUGAUUAAUUAAACAGUCUAGGAUAAUUACUGUAGACUCUAAUAAUAUUGUUUGGUUAAGUAUUAUUAUACAUUCCUGUAUUUGACACUCUAAGAGCAUGGCCAAGAGUUGCCUGAAAGUCUCUUCCUAAAUCUGCCUUUCAUUCUCUAAUGAGAAUUUAAGGAUUAAAAAUAUACUUAUUUUCAAUAGACAGCAUAAAUUUAAUUCCCUAGAAUAAAAAAAUGCCCCCCUAACAACAGAAAUUAGAUUCCUCUACCCGCACCUCAUCAGAUCGCUCGAUUUAAGAUCACGCCAUCUGACACCGCCCUCCCGCUCGCUCUUCUCUAGUGUGGGAGUCUCGCGCUCAAGAGACGGAAAUCGGGAACAAGAAUGAUUCCUAGCUUAGCGAGAAUGAAGGGGAAGACAUAUGUCAUACCUACACCCACAUAAGUAUGCCCUAGCACAAGGGAUGAAAACGGAUCGAAAACGGAUGGAAACUAGCUUUAUCAUAUUCGUUUUCAUUUUUUUUUCGGAAUCGGAUUCGAAAUCGAAAACUCGGAUACGGAAAUAAAAUUGAAUAUUAUCGAAUACAGAUACGGAGCGAAUAUAAGAUGGAACGAAUACA